This is a messenger RNA of Letharia lupina, 2991 nucleotides long. RefSeq lists its product as uncharacterized. Bases 1 to 2991 code for a protein of 996 amino acids. The record is from RefSeq and is a predicted model, not a curated record. Gene Ontology annotation, biological process: carbohydrate metabolic process. NCBI's taxonomy places the organism in Eukaryota, Fungi, Ascomycota, Lecanoromycetes, Lecanorales, Parmeliaceae. Gene Ontology annotation, molecular function: hydrolase activity, hydrolyzing O-glycosyl compounds; carbohydrate binding. The transcript is spliced from 4 exons.
AUGUUUCAUUCUCCCCUCUCCAUUUUCAACCUCUUCAUUUUCUGCACUCUGCAACUGAGCAGAUUUUCCAAUGCUCAGAAUGCCGUUUCAACGACGACUUCAUAUGCGGGGACACCAACCAGUUUCAGACCCGUAUUCACUGUGCCGUCGUCUGCUGAUGUCGGCGCAACGUUGAUACCUAACAUUGAAGACCCGCAAGCCAAAGAUGCUCAAAAUGUUUGUCCCGGAUACACUGCCUCUAAUGUUGCUCGAAACCCACUGGGGUUGACAGCGACCUUGACGCUAGCCGGCUCAUCAUGCGAUGUAUACGGGAACGAUAUCCAUACCUUGAACCUGACCGUCCAGUAUCAAUCCGCAGAUCGCCUUGCUAUCAGGAUUACGCCAGCGGUGAUCGACGCUUCGAACUCUUCUUACUACAACUUGCCAAGCUACAUUGUUCACCAGCCCACUCCUGAUGCUGAUGCGAACAGCACGAGCUUGUCAAGCGAUCUGAGUUUUGUAUGGAGUAAUGAUCCGACAUUCUCGUUUUCCGUCUACAGAGUCUCUACUGGUGACACCCUUUUCUCAACACUUGGGACAAAGCUGGUAUUCGAAGAUCAAUUCGUGGAGUUCGCCAGCACUCUGCCUGAUAAUUAUAACCUUUACGGAUUGGGGGAGACAAUCCAUGCACUCAGGCUGGGAAACAACUUCACUAAAACGAUGUAUGCCGCUGAUACAGGAGAUACGAUCGACACGAAUUUGUACGGCUCGCACCCUUUCUACUUAGACACGAGGUACUACGAAGCCGACACCAAUGGCAAUCUUUCGCUGGUCACCGCUAAUGAGACUACUGCAACCGCGGACUAUGUAUCAUACUCACAUGGAGUGUACAACCGUAACGCCCACGGCCAAGAGAUACUUCUGAGGCCAACAAACAUCACCUGGCGUCUCCUUGGAGGUAGUAUCGACAUGUAUGUCUUCGCAGGGCCCACCCAACCAGAGAUCACCGCAGCAUAUCAGAUGAGUGCUGUCGGGCUACCAACCAUGCAACAAUACUUCACGUUCGGAUUCCACCAGUGCAGAUGGGGCUAUGCGAACUGGACUGUACUCCAAUCCGUGGUCGAUAACUACGAGGCGUUCGGGAUUCCGUUGGAAAACAUAUGGACUGAUAUCGAUUACAUGAGCCAGUAUAGAGAUUUCGACAACGACCCCAUCCGGUUUAAUUACAGCGAAGGAGCGGGCUUCCUAUCCGCUCUUCAUGCUAGUGGUAAGCAUUACAUACCCAUCAUUGACUCGGCCAUCUAUGUUCCAAACCCAUCGAACGCCAGUGAUAAUUACAGCACAUUCGACAAUGGCAAUGCGACAGAUGCUUUCAUGACCAAUCCAGAUGGUAGCUUGUACAUCGGUGAUGUCUGGCCGGGCUACACCGUCUUCCCCGAUUGGAUUUCUGGAGGUGCCGGACAAUGGUGGAUCAACGAGAUGGUCAAUUGGCAUAGCAAGUUGGCCUUUGACGGAGCAUGGAUCGACAUGUCAGAAGCCUCAUCUUUCUGUGUGGGCAGCUGUGGUUCGGAGAACAUCACCUUGAAUCCCGUGCACCCGUCUUUUGCGCUUCCUGGCGAACCGGGCAACGUUGUUUACGGCUACCCAGAGGGCUUCAAUUUGACAAACGCCACGGAGGCAGCUUCAGCUUCUUCCGCAGCAGCUAGCCAGUCGUCAGCUAAUGCCGCGGCUUCUUCUUCUGGUGAUACUAUUUAUCUAAGGACUAUUCCUACUCCAGGCGUGCGGGACGUCAACCACCCUCCCUAUGUGAUCAACAAUGUCCAGGGCGAUCUUGCGGUGCACGCAAUAUCGCCGAAUGCCACUCAUGCGGACGGUACGCAGGAAUACGAACUCCAUAAUUUGUUCGGCCACCAGAUCCUGAACGCGACCUAUCAUGCGCUCCUGGCCGCAAUACCAAUAGUGCGGCCGUUCAUCAUUGGUCGAUCAACUUUUGCGGGCAGUGGCAAGUGGGCAGGGCACUGGGGUGGUGACAAUACGAGUCUCUUUGCUUAUAUGUUCUUCUCUAUCCCUCAAGCUCUAUCGUUCUCCUUAUUCGGCAUCCCUAUGUUCGGCGUUGAUACCUGCGGUUUCAACGGCAACACGGACGAAGAGUUAUGCAACCGUUGGAUGCAGCUGUCCGCUUUCUUCCCUUUCUACCGGAAUCACAAUACACUUGGCGCCAAUUCGCAGGAGGCGUACAUAUGGUCAUCUGUCAUCGAUGCCAGCAAGACAGCAAUGAACAUCAGAUAUCAGCUCUUGCCAUACAUAUACACCCUGUUCUACCUGGCUCAUAACACUGGCUCAACCGUUAUGCGUGCUUUAGCCUGGGAGUUUCCUCAUGAUCCCUCCCUCGCAGCCGCAGACCGGCAAUUCUUCCUUGGACCAGCCAUUCUUGUCACACCGGUCCUAGACCAAGGAGCCACCUCCGUCGACGGAGUCUUUCCCGGCGUGGGCAAAGGCGAGGUGUACUACGAUUGGUACACACUUGCUGCCGUCGAUGCAUCAGCUGGAGAGAACGUAACGAUUGACGCACCGUUGGGCCACAUUCCUGUCUACGUCCGAGGCAACAACGUGAUACCGACGCAGGAGCCGGCGUUGGUGACCAGAGACGCACGGAAGAACCCCUGGGGUGUGAUCGCUGCCCUGAGUCUGGAGGGAUCUGCGAGUGGGAGUCUCUAUGUCGAUGAUGGCGCGAGUCUGGUGCCGAACGCAACGCUUUACGUCGAGUUCACCGCUUCAAACAACGCUCUGUACGCCUCAGGGCGUGGUAUGUAUAUAGACACCAACCCGCUCGCCAACGUCACUGUCCUAGGCGUUCAGGAUGCCGUUACUAAUGUGUCGCUGAACGGCAUGGCUGUAGGGGGUAGCAGUGUCAAUUAUAACGCGUCAAGCAAGGCAUUGACGGUGACGGGCCUCAACAAUGCGACGAGUGCAGGGGCUUGGAGCAAGGACUGGGUGCUGAGAUGGGGUUGA